UAUAGUUAGUCAGUCAGUGAUGUCGUUAUUAAUUUACUAAGUUAUCAAUUUGUUGUUUAGUCAACACAGUUAACAUACGCUGUUAUAUAAACGUGUCAGCACGUGGGCUUCUAAAGCAUUUAGUUAUAUAUUUAGAAAGUUAGAGGCCGAUUGUUGUGAGCUCAGCUUUUGUGUAGAAAGGGACUUAGACUCGGCGCGUUACAAUCUAUAUCUAUUGUUUUAAUCUGCAUGUAAAAAAAAAAAUCAACAAAGAGACCUAAGCCUGGACUUCGAAUGUGUGAACAAUGGAUUAUGCGUUUGAACCGUUGUGUGGAAACCACUCAAUUUGGAAUUCAGAUCUGUUGAUCAACAACACUUGGCCCGAAUUUACACAAUGUUUUCAAUGGACUAUUUUACAAUGGACACCAUGCUUGUGGAUGUGGAUAACAUUCCCUGUACAUUUAUGGUACAUUCGACAUCGUCAUCCUGUCGAAUUAUACACAGCUCCAAGCAGCAAACUUUACAUUACAAAAAUGCUCAUUUGCCUACUCUUGAUUGUGCUGCCUCUACUGAAUAUAUUUAUAACCAUACAAGAUGAACAGAACUCAACACCUCCAGUAAAUGCUUUGUACCUUAGCUAUUCCAUUCAGUCUACAACUUAUAUUUUAGUAGCUAUAUUAAGUAGCUAUUCCAGAAAGGCAGGUUUGCAGUCACCUUGUGUUUUAUUCAUUUUUUGGACUCUGGAUGUUGCCUGUAAUAUUGUGCCCAUUUAUAGUUACAUACUAUUAGAUCUUACUGCAAAAGAAAGUACACAGUUCUACAUACUGUGUACAUCUUAUGUAUUAAUUCUCAUUCAGUGGAUUCUUCAUUUUGUCUCUGACAGAAUACUACCUCAGUUUGAUGUUACUGCAACAAGAAAGGUUUCCAGCCCAGAAAAUACAGCCUCAUUUCCCUCCAAAAUUACCUUUCAUUGGAUGAGCAGCUACAUUUGGAAAGGGUACAGACACUACUUAAAACCAGAAGACAUCUGGGAUUUACCUGAACAUUUCAAGUCUCAGCAAGUUGUGCCAUCAUUUCUGGAAGCCUGGGAAAAAGAAAAGUGGAAACAGUAUCUAGGCAACAGGCAGUUAGUCUCAAGCAGUUCAGAAAGUAGUGGCUCUGAAGACUUGACACUCUUAAGUGAACACGUCAAACCUAAAGAAAAUCCUACAGACAAAUCUUCACUGCUAAAAGUCCUAUUUUUAACCUAUGCACCUGAACUUCUAAGAGCACAUCUGUUCAGAUUGGCUGCAGAUUUAAUUCAGUUCCUCUUACCACUUUUAACAAGAUCAUUGAUCAACUAUGUGCAGAAGAAAGAAACCCAUACAGUGUGGCAGGCGUAUGCACUUGUGACAUGCUUCUUUGUUGUCUCUUUCAUUCAUUCCUUGCUCUUCAACCAAAACUCUUACAGAGGUUCAUGUGUUGGCAUGAAAGUGAAGACAGGAUUGAUUUCUGCUGUCUACAGAAAGUCAUUAAGCAUGAGUAACGAAACCAAAAAGAAAUUUACUGUUGGAACAAUAGUCAAUCUGAUGUCUUUGGACUGUCAGGUUCUGCAGGAUGUCACUUCUAAUCUUUAUUUGUUAGUUUCAACUCCAGUUCAGAUUGGUGUAGCAUUCUAUUUCUUAAACAAUGCCCUGGGAGUUUCCUUUGUUGCUGGGGUGGCUGUUAUUGUUGCGCUGAUCCCCCUGAAUGCCAAAGUCUCCCUACUAGCAAAGAGAGCUCAGUCUGAACAGUUGACAGUCAAAGAUGAAAGACUUCGAACAAUGAAUGAAAUGUUGAAUGGCAUCAAGGUGCUUAAGUUGUAUGCAUGGGAGACAACUUUUGAACAGCAGAUUCAAUCUUUAAGACAUAGAGAAGUACAGCUGCUAAGAACUGUGGCCAUACUUAAUGUCAUCAGUGUAUUCAGUUGGCUUUGUUCACCUGUACUGGUGACAACAAUUACCUUUAUCACCUAUAUCUACCGGUCCAGUCCACACAGUCUGGAUGCCAACACAGCUUUUGUCUCUCUGAUCUUGUUCAAUAUUCUCUCUGUACCAAUGCACAAACUUCCAAACAUCAUUUCUGACCUAAUUUCAGCUCAUGUUUCUAUCAAAAGGCUGAAAGAUUUUUUGUGCAGUGAAAAUCUCAGCCAAAAUCGUUCUGGCAGAGAAAACAGGAAGGACAGAAUGUUCUAUGAAGGCCAGUUCAAACAGAUCAGGACUAGAAAUGAAACAUAUGCUAUUGCAAUAUCUUCUGGUACAUUUCGCUGGGAUAGAAGUUCACAGCCAGUUUUAAAGAGCAUCAACCUUAACAUCCCUCAAGGUAAACUUGUAGCCCUGGUUGGCCAUAUUGGUUCUGGGAAAUCUUCCUUAUUGUCUGCCUUGUUAGGAGAAAUGGACAAAGUAUGUGGUGAUGUUCUGGUCAAGGGUCAAAUAGCUUACUUACCACAGCAAGCCUGGAUUCAGAACAAAAGCAUCAAACAGAACAUUUUAUUUGGUAGACAGUACCACCAGCAUCAUUAUAACAAAGUGAUUAAAGGCUGUGCUUUACAUACAGACCUGGAACACUUUAUUGGGGGAGACAAAGCAGAAGUGGGAGAAAAUGGCAUCAAUUUGAGUGGUGGACAGAAACAGAGAGUCUCAUUGGCUAGAACUGUUUAUGGUGAGUCCGAUGUGCUACUGCUUGAUGAUCCCCUAAGUUCACUAGACAUGCACGUUGGUAAACACAUCUUCAAGAAUGUCAUCAGCAACUCUGGACUGCUCAAAACAAAGACCAGACUUCUAGUUACACAUGGAGUUCACUGGCUUCCUAUGGUCGACUUCAUCCUGGUAUUACAACAUGGUCAAAUUAUUCAGUCUGGAACUUAUGAAAACCUUAUUGCCAGAGAUGGACCCUUUGCUCAAUUGCUCAAAAGUUAUCUGUUGAAUGAAGAUAUUGAAGAUGAUCCUGAAAUUAAUUACAUCAGGUCAGAGAUGUGGAGGAAGGUGGACAGUGUAACCUCUGAUGGUUUAACUUCAGCAGAAGAGGACGAGAGGCCAAGGCGCAGGAGAGUUUUAAGACGCGCUACAAGAGAUUCAAUGACAGACUCCUCAACUACUGAAGACAGACAAGCAAGAGAUUCUAACUUGAAUGGACUGACUGAGGGACUGAUUGAAGAGGAACAGUGUGCUAAAGGAAAGAUCAAAGGAGCUGUAAUCUGUGAGUUUAUCAGAGCCUAUGGUGUCAUCUAUGCUGUUUUUCUGGUGGUCUCACUCAUCUUAUACCAGAGUGUGAGUGCUGCAGCCAGUGUGUGGCUGUCUACUUGGACUGAUGACCCCUACCUGCUAAACCUAACUCUGUCCACCACCGAUUUGUACGAGAGUAAAACCUGGACAUAUUUAGCAGUAUACAGUUCACUGGGCUUUGUACAGGCUAUUUGCGCUUUAGGUUUUAUUGGCAAUAUUUCUUUGAGAAUGGUGGCUGCAGCUCGACGCUUACACAAUAAACUGUUGAACAAUAUCAUGCGUCAGCCCAUGAACUUUUUUGAAAAUACUCCUCAUGGCAGGAUCAUCAACAGAUUUUCCAGGGAUGUUGAAAUGAUAGACAACAGCAUGUCUCGCCUUGUCCGGACAUUUUCCCAACACUUGUUUAUUGUCAUCAGUGUACUUGUCAUCAUCAGCUACACAACUCCUGUUUUCAUAGCUGCUGCUUGCCCUGUCAUGUUGAUAUAUUACCUUAUCCAGAAACUGUAUGUGCCAACUUCUAGACAGCUUAGACGCAACGAGUCCAUCACCAAGUCUCCGAUCUACUCACACUUCAGUGAAACAUUAAGAGGUGCUCAUGUGAUCAGAGCCUUCAAUGUUGGGGAGAGGUUCAUCCUUGAGUCCCAGUACAAAGUUGAUGUCAAUAAUGCAUAUCUCUAUGCUUCCACAUCAGCUUCCAGAUGGCUGAGAAUCCGACUAGAACUUCUAGGCAAUUUUAUAGUAACAACAGCAGCAUUCUUGGCUGUUGUGACUGAUGGACUGACUGGAAGUUUAGUGGGCUUGUCUAUCUCUCAUGCCUUACAGAUCACUACUGCAUUAAAUGAACUGGUUCAGAACUCUACACAGCUGGAGAGUAAUGUGGUGUCUGUUGAAAGGAUUGUGGAAUAUUCCAAGUUACCUCAAGAGUCUCCUUGGGUACUGCCAUUCCAAGAAUUAAGUCCUGAUUGGCCAACAUCUGGAGAAAUAGUUUUUGAAUCUUACUGUUGUAGACACAGGCCAGACCUUGACCUUGUUUUGGAUCACAUUUCCUGUCACAUUGAAAGCGGUGAUAAGAUUGGUAUAGUUGGAAAGACUGGUGCUGGUAAGUCAUCUUUAUCCAUGGCCUUGUUCCGCAUGAUUGAAUCAGAAAGUGGAAGCAUCCUAAUCGAUGGUGUCAAUAUUGCUGCUGUAGGUCUUCAAACCUUGAGGUCAAAGCUAACCAUCAUUCCACAGGACCCUGUUGUAUUCUCAGGCACUCUACGUUUUAAUGUUGAUCCAUAUACUUAUUAUUCUGAUGAAGACAUUUGGGCAACUCUUAGUUUUGCUAGACUUACCUCCUUUGUUUCUAACUUGCCAGGAGGACUAUAUUUUACAUGUGAGGAAAAUGGCCAAAAUCUGAGCUUAGGUCAGAGACAACUAGUCUGUUUGAUACGAUGUGUACUGAGACACAAUAAAAUCAUUGUAUUGGAUGAGGCGACUGCAGCAGUGGAUCUAGAGACUGAUGAACUUAUCCAGCAGACUAUAAGACUUUGCUUUAGGGAGUGCACAGUUCUUACCAUCGCCCACAGGCUGACUACCGUCAUGGACUACGACAGAAUAAUGGUCCUUGAAAAUGGAAGAUUACUUGAAUUUGAUACUGUGGAAAGCUUAAAGGAUAAUCCAAACUCAAUUUUUUACCGCAUGGUCAAAGAAGCAGGUCUGGUAUUCUAGCUCUAGGGCUUACAACUGAUAGAUUUAUCUUUUGUUUCUUCUGCAUACUAUAUAGUAUUAUCUAUUUCAUUGUUUAGUUUAAACACAAAUAAAACAAAAAACUGAGUAAGCCCUUGUAAAUAAUUGAAUUGCUGCACUGACAGCAAAGAGUAGACUUUGAAUAUCACAUUUCAUUUUAUAUUGGCUGUGAAACUGUAAAGCCAAAUUUGUUGUUUUUUUUACAAAUUGAAAUGAAUGUCAAUACAAAACUAAGUUGUUUCCAAGAUAUUGUUUUAAUUGUGUAUCCCAUUAUGUUCAGUAUUUCAUGUAAGAGACAGUGGAAAGGCUUCACGUCCUACAGGUUUCACAUUGCUAGAAUUCAAUGGCAGCUUUGGACACUUUCUGUUGGUGCUUCUUAUUUGUUCUUGUAGAAUGAAACUCAACAUUCUUUUUGUUGUAUGAAAACUCACUAAAUAAAUUGUAGUCAUUAUUGUUGUGUAGUCAAAUAGUGGCUAGAAAGCAUUUGUUCUAUUUGUGUGUUUGUGUCAUCUCUUACAUUCUAAAUGUAUGCUAAAUGUGAUGGGAAGUCUGAGUGAGCUAAUUUAACAAAUGUUGGCAUGAAAGGCUUGUGGGACUUGUUUCAACUUUUCAAAACUUAUUAAAACUUGUGGUUCAUUAGAACUUGA
Molecule: messenger RNA, 5593 nt
Organism: Biomphalaria glabrata
Lineage: Eukaryota; Metazoa; Mollusca; Gastropoda; Planorbidae
Product: multidrug resistance-associated protein 1-like
Exons: 33
Coding region: 285-4928 (1547 amino acids)
Biological process (GO): transmembrane transport
Cellular component (GO): membrane
Molecular function (GO): ATP hydrolysis activity; ATP binding; ABC-type transporter activity
Source: RefSeq, a predicted model, not a curated record